UUCAAAUAAUAGAGCAGGCUGUUAAUAGCAUUUAAAGCAAAUGUUUGACUUGAUGCUGCUGUUAGAGGGCUGUUAAAAAAAUACCAAGCAGCCAGUAGCGGCCCGAUAAGCAGCCGGCACAAUUGUUGAGAGCACACUCAUCGCUUAAGUAUAUAGAAAGUGAUUUCCGAAAAUGGACGAUCUUAUCAGGAAGGGUGCUCUGUUCCUCAUGAACGAGAAGUGCUACGACAAUUACUUCUUGGAUCACAAUUUCCUCGAUGUGCCGUGCUUUAAGGCGCUGCUGAGCAAAGGUCUCGGCAUUGGCAUCAUUGCUGGUUCGGUGCUGGUGAAGGUGCCGCAGGUGCUGAAAAUCCUCAAUGCCAAGUCUGGCGAGGGCAUUAAUCUAUUGGGCGUUAUGCUGGACCUGCUGGCCAUCACAUUCCACAUGUCGUACAGCUUUAUGAAUGGCUAUCCAUUCAGCUCAUGGGGCGACAACACUUUCCUCGCCAUCCAAACCGUCGCCAUUGCUGUCCUCGUCCUCUUCUUUGGCGGACGCCGGCCGCAUGCUGUCAUCUUUCUGCUUGGUUAUGCGACUAUACUGUACGUGCUGAACUCUGGAAUGACAUCCAUGAGGGUGUUGCUCGCCAUACAGAGCUGCAACAUACCCAUUCUACUGGUUGGCAAACUGUCACAGGCACUGACCAACUACAGGGCCGGUUCCACGGGUCAGCUGUCGGCGGCGACGGUCAUACUGAUGUUUGCCGGUUCGUUGGCACGCAUCUUUACUUCGAUUCAAGAGACUGGCGAUCAGAUGAUUAUCCUCACCUUCUGCGCUUCCACUUUUGCCAAUGGCGUGAUCUUUGCGCAGCUCCUUUAUUACUGGAACAAACCAGUCGCUGGCAAAAAGGAUGUCGGAAAGGUCAAGAAGCCCAUGAAGAGCAAGAAGGCUGACUAAGCUGAAGAUUGCAUAGCUUUUAGUUUAAGCAACGUUUUCUCGACAUGAUAGAUCAAAUAUCAAAACUUUCAAUAAACUUAUUUAUAGCGAA
This is a messenger RNA of Drosophila grimshawi, 1025 nucleotides long. RefSeq names its product mannose-P-dolichol utilization defect 1 protein homolog. Gene Ontology annotation, biological process: oligosaccharide biosynthetic process. The record is from RefSeq and is a predicted model, not a curated record. The coding region runs from base 173 to 934 and encodes 253 amino acids. Lineage: Eukaryota; Metazoa; Arthropoda; Insecta; Diptera; Drosophilidae. The transcript has 3 exons.